This is a messenger RNA of Lineus longissimus, 2691 nucleotides long. Its product is annotated as myotubularin-related protein 9-like. NCBI's taxonomy places the organism in Eukaryota, Metazoa, Nemertea, Pilidiophora, Heteronemertea, Lineidae. The record is from RefSeq and is a predicted model, not a curated record. The transcript is spliced from 13 exons. Gene Ontology annotation, biological process: phosphatidylinositol dephosphorylation; negative regulation of autophagy. The coding region runs from base 135 to 1817 and encodes 560 amino acids. Gene Ontology annotation, molecular function: phosphatidylinositol-3-phosphate phosphatase activity. Gene Ontology annotation, cellular component: membrane; cytoplasm.
UACUUCCGGUUUAAGAUAAAAUUUCUGCUCUGUCAAAAUAUUGACAUAUUCACUCUUUCUGCUCAGAAGAUCAUGAUUCUUUCGACAAUUGUUGAAUUCUAAGUUUAAUCCUAACCUGUUCUUUCAUAUAGAAGAUGGAAUUUGCAGAGUUCAUCAAAACACCUAUGGUGGAUAAAGUUGUGCUGAGACGCCCGUACACAGAACCAUUGGAGGGCACGCUGUGCAUCACAGGACAUCAUCUGAUCAUAUCCUCUCGAGGAGAAACACAGGAGGAAGUCUGGCUCCUCCAUAAGAACGUCGACAAUGUUGAGAAAAAGCUUGCGGGGUCGAGCGGGACAUUGACUUUGAAAUGUAAAGAUUUCCAGCUGAUGUUGCUUGAGAUACCAACAGUGGAUGAUUGUUUGAAUGUUGCCAGUAGCGUCGAACAGCUGUCUCAUAUAGACAACAUCAAUUUGGCGUACCCGUUCUUCUUCCGACCGAUGUUUGACAUCAUCGAGGACGGAUGGCAGGCGUAUACCGCUGAUUCCGAAUUUUCCCGCCUCAUCAACACCUCAGACGACUGGAGGAUCUGUCACCGGAACAAGAAUUUUGAGCUUUGCCCUUCUUACCCGAGAGCUCUGGUGGUCCCGAAAAGUAUCGACGAUGAGACGUUGAUACGCGUGGCACAGUUCCGAUACCUUGGACGCUUCCCGGUGUUGAGUUAUUAUCAUAAGGAAAAUACAAUGGUGAUCUUGCGUAGUAGCCAACCCCUCACCGGCCCGAACUCCCGCAGAUGUAAGGAAGACGAGAAGCUCGUAAAUGCCACGCUCGGUAUCGGGAAGCGAGGUUAUAUCAUCGAUACCAGAAAUGCGGGACUGGCAAAAAUGGCGCAGGCUAAAGGAGGAGGUGUUGAGCCAGAGCAUCACUACCCCCAGUGGAGGCGGAUCCACCAGUCUAUAGAAAGAUACCAUGUGCAACAUGAAUCUCUAAUCAAAAUGAUGGAAGCAUGUAGCGACACAAAUGCUAGUAUGGACAAAUGGCUGUCUAAGAUCGAAUCAAGUGGUUGGUUCGGGACCAUCAAGGACAUCUUAACGUGUGGCUGCGUCGUCGCUCAAUGCAUCGACAAGGAGGCUGCUUCUGUCCUGGUUCAUGGAUCCGAGGGGCUUGAUACCACGUUACAAGUCACCUCACUGGCUCAGGUGAUAUUGGAUCCGGACUGCAGGACAGUUAGAGGGUUUGAAGCUUUAAUCGAGAGAGAGUGGGUCCAGGCGGGCCACCCAUUCGCGGACAGGUGCUCCAAGUCUGCAUACGCCGUCACCAAGACUCGGAACGAAUCCCCGGUGUUUAUGAUCUUCUUAGAUUGCGUCUGGCAGAUCUGGCAACAGUUUCCGUGUUCCUUUGAAUUCAAUCAACAAUUCCUGGUCACGUUGUUCCAGCAUGCAUACGCUUCACAAUUCGGAACUUUCAUGUGCAAUAAUGAGUUCGAGAGACAGAAGCAUGAUCUACCGAACAAAACAGUUUCUUUAUGGUCGUAUAUAAACCGACCAGAAGUUCUUCAGACUUAUAUGAAUUCCCUGUACGAGCCUAAUAUGGCUGUCAUAUGGCCAUCAGUAGCACCCCAAAGUCUGUUAUUAUGGCCGCUGUAUCAGCGUAACCUGUUGGACCAACGGCCACAAGAAGAGGCUUGGGAGGAGAUCAUUAAGAUCAAGGAGCGUGACCAGGAGUUGAAGUCACGCGUUGUAAGAUUACGAAGGACGCUUGCUGCGCUAGAAAAGGAAGCCAUCGACACUGGACUUAUUGCACACGCAGCACAACUUCCACCGAGUACACAGUCUUGAAGAUGGGGGCACGACACAUUCCUGGUUGUGAAUUAGAGAGAACUAAAUGUGCUGUUGUUUAGUCAAAGUGUUCAGCUAGACAAACGAAUCCAAAUACAUGUGUUACGUGUUAGAGAACAGAAGGAGAGCAUUUCAUUGCGGAAAAAUUCUGCAUUUCGACAUCGCGAGACGCACUCUCAGUUUAAGUCCGAGUGGGAAUGUGUGUCAGGAGAGUGCACAACCACUGUAAUGAUACAUGUACGUACAGUAGAAUCUCUCCAACAGGACACCUCUCUGUUAAGGACACCCUUUCUAUCAAGGAGACCGGUUUUGUUCCCAAACCUGUCAUUUUCAUUCAACUUGACCUCUUUAAUCAGGACGUCUCCCUAUCAAUGACACCAAUAGUCAGUCCCAAGGAUUUCCUAAGGAGGUUUUACUAUACUUGACGACACUGCCUGUGUAUAUUUGUAAAUUCUGAACAAAUCUUCAUGUUGUAUAUAGCGAAAGAUGUACUUAAGUGAUUAUAUGUGUAAUAUAUAGAAAAUGUACAUGUAUUGAUGUGAUCAGAUUCUAUUGUUGCCAACCUCUUUAAGGGAUGGAAGGACUCUGGUUAGUCCAAUUGUGAAAAACUGGAACAAUCUUGAAAACCAAAUAGGCUGUAAGCCAUCAGACUAAAUUACGUCACUGGAUGUUCCAUGAAUGUCUCAUAUUUCAGAGAGUCUUAAUUGUGAUGAUAAUCGAAUACACUAUGUUUGUUUGGUGCAUCAGUCAAAAAUGUCAGUCUCUUUGUAAAGUCUUUGGAAAGAUGCAGCCAAACUUUGGACCUUUAUCAUGUUUUUGGUUCCAGUUUUGAAUAUUGCUUAUGACAAAGAAAGACUAGAAAAUAAAUGUCAAU